AUGUCUUUAUCGCAGCAGUCGGAAGAAUCAGGACGUGGUCAACAACGAACUCAAACUUGUUCUUCUUUAUCAACUGAUGACUCGCCAUCAGCCAUACCGAAAAUAUCAGAUGUUUCUAUUCCCUUGACUACAGACAAUGUACAAACACUCACUGCAUCGCAAACAACUCCUAUGGGUGGUCGAGGUCGUGGUGCUCAUUUGAAACCGAGAACUUUAGUGCCACAUUCUCACUGGAAAGUAUCAGAUUUAACCAUUGUUCAGUUCAAAUCAAAUACUCAACCGUCGAAGCCAAAGGAGUUGGGAAAAAUCGGCGAGGCUAUAGAAGUGAUGGUAAACUAUUUUCCAAUCAUUAAAUAUCCACAUAGUGGUCUUGUUUAUCAAUAUGAUAUUCAAAUAGAAAAUAAAAAUUUAUUUAAAGUUUCACGUGAACAUCGACGUGUGUUGUAUCAAUGUUGGUUAAAUGAAUAUUGUCGAACAUAUACGCAAAUAAAUAACUAUAAAAUUGUUUUUGAUACUCAUCAUAUCAUCUUUACGAUUGAUCAACCAUUACCAAAUAUUGAUGAAAAUGGAAUCACUGAGAAGAUAAUGGCACCUAAUAGGAUUAAUCAUCAAGAAGAAUAUCAAAUUUUCAUUAAACGUGUGGGUAAUCCGAUUGAUUUAAGUUUGUUACAUUCUCUUGAUGAAUUUUAUAAUACGAAAACUAAUUCUAAUAUCAAUGUUAAUGAUAUCCAAAUUAUUCAACAAAUAUUAUCAAUUGUAUUGCAUGAAAAUUGUUCAUCAAAUGCUACUCAUAUCUACAAUCGAUCGUUUUUUACACAGCCAACUUUACAAAAUAAACAUGAUUACUGGGAUCUUGGUUUAGGCAAAGCUUUAUGGCGUGGUUUCUAUUCAUGUCUUGUCUUCGCCAAUGGUACUAAUCGAUUACUUAUGAAUCUUGAUAUGAGUUAUACAAUUUUCAUCAAAGAACAAUCGUUCAUUGAUUUUCUCUGUGAAGUUAUGCUUCACAGUCCACUUGGUAAGAACUAUUAUAAGAAUACGCAAAAGGUUCAAAAAGCUGAGAUGGAAGUCGUUGUGAAAUUUCUUGAUCAAAAUAUCAGUGGUGAUCAUUGUCAUGGUGAAAUUGAAUUUUUAUUAAACAACUGUGAACAUCGUUCUGUCCGUUCAUACGUGGCUAAUAAAACAAUUGGGUAUAAAAUCGAUGGAUUAGGUGAGGCAGCAUCCAAACAGACAUUUACAUGGAAGAGAAAUGGUCAUGAUUGUGUUGUCACAGUCGAAAAUUACUAUAAACAAAACUAUGGAAUUCCAUUAAAAUAUCCAACAUUGCCUACAUUGAAAAUGCAUAAUAGAGCGUUUGUACCAAUGGAAUUCGUUGAUAUUCAACCUAUUAAAGUGAAAAGAAUAACCGAUGAACAAAGAGCACUUCUUUGUUUAACAUCAUCUAUGAUACCCUCGGACUAUCAUCAAUCGAUCAUGGAAAUUCGUCAAAAUCCAAAACAACAAUGUUUUGAACAGGAUCCAUUUAUUAAUGCAUGGAAUUUUAAUGUCGAUGUUAAUAUGCUGAAGGUACCUGCACGUAUUUUACCUAUGCCUCAAAUCAUCUAUACGGAUAAGUUUCAUGUAAAUAAUGAACAGUUUCGAUCGCCAGGUGUUUGGAGUAGUACGAAAACACAAUUUCAUCGUCCAACAAAAUUUCCACCGGUAUGGGCUUUGAUCAAUUUAUUAUCAUCAUUGGAUGAAGAGUCAUGUAAAGCAUUCUAUAAGCAAUUGAGGGAUGUUGCUGCUCACCGAGGUAUAACUUGUCCAGAACCCGUCCUCUAUAAAGAAUACAAUGUUCAACCUGAUUCCAUUAGUCAUAUAAUUGCUGCACUGAAGGACAUGAUGGAAAAGAAUGAUGAUUGUAAAUUUUUUAUAGUCAUCUUACCAAAAAAUAACGAUAUUAGAGAUCAAAUAUAUGGCGAUUUAAAGAGACUGUGUGAAUUACAAUUUGGCUUUGGAAUCGUUACUCAAAUGAUUAAACUAAACGAAAAAGAAAUCCAAAAUCAAUGGAAUUAUUCAAGAUUGAAUAAUAUUAUGAUGAAAAUCAACACUAAACUAGAUGGAAUUAAUUCUGUUCUUGAUGUUCCUGGCGUUAUCAGAGAAUUCUUUUCACGUGGUCAUCAAUACAUGUAUGUUGGUGUCGAUCUUAGUCAUGGAGCACCUAGUUCAGGCAGAAAAUUUUCAACUGUAGGUGUUGUAGCAUCAGCCGAUGAUAUACCCAAUCGAUAUUUCAAAGAGAUUUACAUACAAGAACGAUUACCGGAAGCCCGUAGACAAAGUCGUGAAUAUGUUGUAGAUAUGAAACAGAUCAUGAAAUCACUUAUUAGUCAAUAUGAACAACAUCAUAGAUAUCCACCAAAAGCUAUUGUUAUCUAUCGUGAUGGUAUUGCAAAUAGUGAAUUUGAUAGUGUGUUUGAAAAAGAACUCAUGGCAAUACGAGAAGCUUGUGUUGAGUUAUCCCCAGUCUAUCGACCUUAUCUUACAUAUAUUGUAGUAAACAAGAAACAUCAUACAAGAUUUUUUCCAACUGAUUCAACUGGUAAUGUUAAGGCUGGUACAGUUGUCGAUUCACAUGAUGUUACUAAUCCUACAACUUAUGAUUUCUUUUUGAAUAGUCAUCAUGGAGAAAAAGGAACAAGUCGUCCAACACAUUAUUAUGUUUUGUAUGAUGAUAAUAAAUUACAACCAGAUCAAAUUCAAAUGUUAACUUAUGCUCUAUGUUACACAUAUGCUCGUUGUACUCGUUCAAUAGCUAUUCCAGCACCUGUGAAAUAUGCUGAUUUAUUAGCUUUUCGUGCAAAUUUCUAUAUAGAUAGAAAUGAUCCAUGGGAUACAGAAUCAGAUGCUUCGCAACCGGCUAUUCUAUUGAAUCAAACUAUGAAUGUCGAAAAUAUGAUAAAAAGUAAACGUAUUGUGUUAAGUUCGAAACUGGCACCAGAUUGUCCAUUCUUUUUGUAA
Messenger RNA from Rotaria sordida, 2994 nucleotides. NCBI's taxonomy places the organism in Eukaryota, Metazoa, Rotifera, Eurotatoria, Philodinida, Philodinidae. The record is from the annotation of a GenBank genome assembly.